AUGGCGGUGAGCAGUCAAUAUGAUGAAGAUGCUGGUACUGAGGGAGUUCCAGUGAUGAAUGAAGCAAUGAUGAAGGAACGAACACGCUUCUACCACCUGGUCCCCAAGUACAGCAGCAGCUCGCUGGCCGAGCCGGGAGCAUCGAGCGCAAUGCGGGAGCGGCCGGCCGGGGGCGCGGGUCAGACGGGCCUCGGGAACUCGGGCAACAGUUGUUACCUCAACUGCGUGUUGCAGUGUCUGAACAACUGCACCCCCCUGGUGGACUUCUUCAUCACCGGCGCGUACGCCGACCACAUCAACCGAGGCCGUGGAGAGCUCUCCAACGCCUUCUCGGCUCUGGUGAUGGACAUGUGGCUGGGGGAUUGUGUGUACAUCUUUCCAGAUGAGGUGAAGAGAGUUCUUGGGAAAAUGCAUGCUUCGUUCUCCGAUGGGACCCAGCAAGAUGCGCAGGAGCUGCUACUCUUUCUCCUAAAUGUUCUCCAUAAUGAUCUAAAGAGAUCUACAGGUGUGAGAAAUGUGGAAACAUCGAUCGUUACAAAGUUAUUUCAAGGGCAACUGAGCUACAUAAAACUCUGUCUGAGUUGUUACCACAAGUCCAGCCAAACAGAGAACUUCCUGAGCCUCUCUCUGCCCAUGCCACCAGACGGUGGGUGUUCCAUUCAGGACUGCCUCAGGCUGUUCUUUAAAGAAGAGGUUCUGAGCUCGAGGGACCGGCCUUUCUGCUCUUUCUGUGGCCGGAAGCAGGACCAGGCAGAGAGUAUCCAGCUGCUGAAGGCUCCCGACAUCAUCAUCAUCCACCUGAAGCGCUUUGAAUCAGAUGAUCACGGCAACAGGAAACUCACCAACAUGGUGACCUUUCCCCUUGAAGAUCUCGACCUGACCCAGUACACAACCACUCCAGCAACUCAACAGCUGAAGUACCAGCUCUAUGCUGUGGUGAACCACACAGGUACCUUGGACAGUGGUCACUACACUGCCUUCUGCAAGAACCCAGUGACACAGAACUGGCACGAGUUCAAUGAUGCAAAAGUGACCAACAUUUCUGAGCAGAAAAUCCAGUCACCAGCAGCCUAUGUACUCUUCUAUAGUUGUGUGAAUUUUCAGUGGCCACAGUAA
Pristis pectinata (smalltooth sawfish) is the source of this 1116-nucleotide messenger RNA. Its product is annotated as putative ubiquitin carboxyl-terminal hydrolase 50. Gene Ontology annotation, cellular component: cytosol; extrinsic component of endosome membrane; dendritic spine. The record is from RefSeq and is a predicted model, not a curated record. Gene Ontology annotation, biological process: endosome organization; protein K63-linked deubiquitination; Ras protein signal transduction. Bases 1 to 1116 code for a protein of 371 amino acids. Gene Ontology annotation, molecular function: cysteine-type deubiquitinase activity. NCBI's taxonomy places the organism in Eukaryota, Metazoa, Chordata, Chondrichthyes, Rhinopristiformes, Pristidae. The transcript is spliced from 7 exons.